Messenger RNA from Thelazia callipaeda (thelaziosis nematode), 282 nucleotides. The record is from the annotation of a GenBank genome assembly. NCBI's taxonomy places the organism in Eukaryota, Metazoa, Nematoda, Chromadorea, Rhabditida, Thelaziidae.
AUGAUCUAUUCAUUCAUCCAUUCGUGCGUAUUCAGUUCCAUUUCCAUCCCCAACUGUGUACGGGAUAAUCAUCGUGAUGAAGAUCGUGUUGGAAAUGAUGAUACUGAUACCAUGGAAAGUGUCCGUGAUAAUGAUAGUGGGCCGGAUUCCAGAGACCAUUCCAAUCUUCAUCCCACCAGCCUGAAGCUAACACGGAGAUGGAUGUCAUCGUCACUAUUAGUAGUGCUAGCAGCAAUCGAUGUGAGAGCAUAUCUAAAUUGUAAUAUGGUGGUGAUUAGUUGA